AUGAAAAACAAAACCAAAAAGACUAUAAGCCAUCUUAAAACUGGACAUAGAAAAUCAAAUUCCAUUCUCGUCAACAUACGUUCAAAUCCUCAUUAUAUUGGCAAACGUCCAAGUAAACGUAAAAUUAUAAAAUUUUAUAAAGAUCUUUUAACAUUUUAUGAAGACGAGGAUACAACGAUUCAAAAGCCUGAAACUUCCAAGACGUUUCAAUCAAAAAAGACACUUAAUGUUGGCCAUGUUAAGAAAAUUACUAAAAAACAAACAACUGUCAAUAAAAGACAAGUAAAAAAUUUUGAUGCGUUAAUUUUGAAANUAACUGUCAAUAAAACACAAGUAAAAAAUUCUGAUGCGUUAAUUUUGAAACGUAGCAAUCAAACUAGCAAUAAGUCAAACGCUAAGAUAUCUACUAAAAACAAAUCAAAUUCAAUUAAUGUGGAAAUACCAUCCGAAGCUGUCAAACAUAUGAACGAAAUAGUAAAUAAUUCUGGUGAACAAGAAAAUGUAAGAAUUAACAAUUCUGAAACCCACAAGAUGUAUCGAAAAAAGAAUAGAACUCCUGUUAUCGACAUCAACAUACGUUUAAAUCCUCAUUAUGUUGGCAAACGUCCAAGUAAACGUAAAAUUAUAAAAUUGUAUAAAGAUCUUUUAACAUUUGAAGAAGACGAAGAUUCAAGGAUUCAAAAGCCUGAAACUUCCAAGACUUUUCAAUCAAAGAAGAGAGCUCAUCUCGACGAUGUUAACGAUUCACGUAAAAAACUUAGACUAACAAAUAAAUAUGAAGACAAAGUAAAUAAUUCUUAUACUCUUAAUUCAAAUCGUAAGAAUAAAACUCCUGACGUGUCAAACGUCGUGAUAUCUACUGAAAACAAAUCAAAUCCAAUUAAUGUGGAAAUACCAUCCGACAAAGUCAAUCAUAUGAUUGAUUUUAGUAUUCAUGAUAGUGCGCGUUUAGUGAUCGAUGAAAAAUUGAUAUUCUGGCAAAAAGCUCGAAUAAUUACUAAAGAAGUUCGUAAUUGUUUACCAAAAUUAGAGGAAUUGUACAAUACAUGGCGUAAUUUGCAAAAAAAUUCAAGUCGGCGUACAGAUACUCAGAUAGAUAAAGAAAAUAAAUUUGUACAAUGUUUUGAUGAGCUAUUUGAUAUUGCUUAUGCAGAUGCAUUAGACAUGAUGACUAUUGAUAUAGACAAGCAGUUUUUAAUAAGUCAAAAACAAAAAGGUCGUCCAGUAUCACUUAUUGGCGUUGAUUUAACUUACCAAAAGAAAGAAUUUAAGCAAUUUAAAAAAUUAAAAGAAUUUAAGAAAAAAAGAAAACUUAAUGAAGAUGAAUUCAAAUUAACUACUAAAACUGUGGAAUCCUGUUCUACAAGCGACGACACAGGAGAAAGUUUGCCUGAUGAUUUCGUAAACAAUGAUGACUUCAGUAAUUUGUUUGAUGGCAAUGUUAAAAAAACUAAGUAUCAAAUAUUAAAUUUAGAAGAUAUUAAUUGUUCACCGGGUCCGUCUAAUAAAACUAAUGUUUUGCCAAUAUCAAGCUUCAUAAAACAAAGAGGUACAAUAGACAUAAUGACUGUAAAGUUAUCUUCAGCAUUAGAUAGGUGCAAAAUAAGCGACCGAGACGCAGUACACAUUAUAAUUGCAGUGGCUGAAUCAUUAGGGCAUGACGUCAAUGAUAUCAUAGUUAAUAGGUCAUCAAUUAAACGACAUCGUGGAAAAAUACGUUGGAAUUUAGCUACAGAAAUUCGCGACAAAUUUUCUGUGACUAAUCUCAAUGCCUUAGUUUUACAUUGGGACGGCGAAUUAUUACCUGGUUUAUGUAGUAAACAAAUAGUUGAUAGACUACCUAUAAUUAUUUCAAAUAAUGGAAAUGACCAACUAUUAGCAGUAUCGAAGAUGUUAAACGAAACUUCUAAAUCACAGGCUGAGGAUAUACAGGGUGGCCCACCACUCACUGACAACUUAAAUAACUUUUGAUCCAGUUAAUAUUUUUAGUUGAUUUUUUUUUAAAUA
Daktulosphaira vitifoliae (grape phylloxera) is the source of this 2007-nucleotide messenger RNA. RefSeq lists its product as uncharacterized. The coding region runs from base 1 to 1971 and encodes 656 amino acids. The transcript is spliced from 5 exons. The record is from RefSeq and is a predicted model, not a curated record. NCBI's taxonomy places the organism in Eukaryota, Metazoa, Arthropoda, Insecta, Hemiptera, Phylloxeridae.